UAAUGUAUUCAUGUAUUUUUAUCUUUUCCUAUGUAAUAAAAUAGAUGAAUAAAAUCUCUGAUGCCACCUUGCUUUCCUAAUGAUAAAUGAACACUGAAAUUUCUGAGCUUCAGGACUAAUGUUUUUAGGGCUAAUUUUCAGCCAUCUUAUGAUCAAUUGCAUUGAUUUUUUGGCGGUGGGGGACAGGAACAAAAUUUUGUUUCAGAAUCCACAUCUGUAUUUCUUAGUCUCUAUUUAAAGAUAUGAUUUAUAUCACUUAAACCAACCUGGGCUGGUGCUAUGUAGGUUGGGAGGGAAGUUUGCACCUUGAAAGUAGCUGACUUUUCAUAUCUUAGUAGAAGGAUGUAAAACAAAGUUAGCAUUUCUGAUUUUAUAACCUACCAUCCUUACAGGGAACUGUGAAAAAUACAAAAAGAGAAACAAAAUGUCUUAACCCAGUAUCAGGACCUAAUAGUAGACUCUAAGAUAUAUUGUUGGCUCCAGGAUGGCUGACUGGUAGUUUCGGGUUUGGACAGAGGAGCCAAAGGCCAGAUUUCCACUUUCAGCAGUUUUAUUUCAGCUGUUAGCCCGAAGAAAGAAGCCGCUGAAAACAGAAGUUCACCUGCACAUCUCAUUUUCCCUAACAUCAAGAAUGUGAGAGACCAACCACCAAUUAGCCUUGAUGUUAGACAAAAACAGCGUAUCUCUAUGGAUGCAUCAUCAUCCGAAGUGAAGGCCCCAGUCCUUCCAGAAUGUAUUCUUCCUAUCCAGCCCAAAACUCUGAAAGACUUUCAGGAAGGUGUAGAAAAAGUUAAGUCAUCGGGAGAUUGGAAAGCAGUACAUGAUUUUUAUCUAACAACAUUUGAUUCUUUCCCAGAAUUAAAUGCUGCAUUUAAGAAAGAUGUCACUGCCUCAUUUAAUACCAUUGAAGACUCUGGGAUUAAUGCUAAAUUUGUGAAUGCUGUAUAUGAUACCUUAAUUAAUACUCCUCAAGACAUUCAGAAGACAGUAUUAAAGGGAAUCAUUAACAGCCUGUUACGGGAAUGGAAAGGUCCACGAACAAAAGAUGAUCUUAGAGCAUAUUUUAUACUUUUACAGAAUCCUCAGUUUAAUAACACAUCUACGUAUGUCAUCUAUGCUCACUUGCUACGACAGAUAGCUACCUUAGUGGAAGCUGACCAUCAUUUCCUAGUUCACUGGUUUAAAAAAUUGUCCCAGAAGAGGUUCAAACAACUGGUAGAGAGAUUGCUACAAUUUAUUUCUUUACGCCUGUUUCCUGCAAAGCCUGAAGAAUUUCCACCUAUAACAAAGUGUUCCUGGUGGAUUCCAUCAGCUGCUAAAGUGUUGGCUUUACUUAAUACUGCAAACAAUUUAGUUCUCCCUCCCCUUAUUCCUUAUACUGAUUUCUAUAAUUCUACAUUGGAUCACAUUGAUCUCAUGGAAGAAUAUCAUACUUGGCAAAACUUUGGAAACUCUCACAGGUUUUCCUUCUGUCAGUACCCAUUCGUUAUUUCUAUAGCUGCAAAAAAAAUCAUUAUUCAAAGAGACUCAGAGCAACAGAUGAUAAACAUCGCAAGGCAAAGUCUGGUGGAUAAAGUAUCUCGAAGACAGAGACCUGAUAUGAAUAUGUUAUUUCUAAAUAUGAAAGUAAGACGGACACAUCUGGUUAGCGAUUCACUUGAUGAGCUAACCCGGAAAAGAGCAGACUUGAAAAAGAAGUUGAAAGUUACAUUUGUAGGGGAAGCUGGUUUGGAUAUGGGUGGUUUGACUAAAGAAUGGUUCCUUCUUCUAAUUCGCCAAAUUUUUCAUCCAGAUUAUGGCAUGUUUACAUAUCACAAGGAUUCACAUUGCCAUUGGUUUAGCAGCUUUAAAUGUGACAACUAUUCUGAAUUCCGAUUGGUUGGAAUUCUUAUGGGACUAGCUGUUUAUAACAGCAUCACCUUGGAUAUUCGUUUUCCUCCCUGCUGUUACAAGAAAUUAUUGAGUCCCCCCAUCAUUCCUAGUGAUCAAAAUAUACCAGUAGGCAUCUGCAGUGUUACCGUUGACGACUUAUGUCAAAUUAUGCCUGAGUUGGCCCAUGGAUUAAGUGAACUCUUAUCACACGAAGGCAAUGUUGAAGAAGAUUUCUAUUCAACAUUUCAGGUUUUCCAAGAAGAAUUUGGAAUAAUCAAGUCCUAUAAUUUAAAGCCAGGUGGUGAUAAAAUUUCAGUUACCAAUCAAAAUAGGAAAGAAUAUGUACAGCUUUAUACUGACUUCCUUCUGAACAAAUCCAUCUAUAAGCAGUUUGCUGCAUUUUAUUAUGGAUUUCAUAGUGUGUGUGCUUCAAAUGCCCUAAUGCUGCUUCGUCCUGAAGAGGUUGAAAUUUUGGUCUGUGGAAGUCCUGACCUGGAUAUGUAUGCUCUGCAGAAAAGUACUCAGUAUGAUGGCUAUGCAAAAACGGACUUAACUAUAAAAUACUUUUGGGAUGUCGUGCUUGGAUUUCCUCUUGAUCUUCAAAAGAAGUUGUUACAUUUUACUACAGGGAGUGACAGAGUACCUGUAGGAGGGAUGGCUGAUUUGAACUUUAAAAUCUCAAAGAAUGAAACUUCUACUAACUGGUUACCUGUGGCCCAUACCUGCUUCAAUCAACUUUGCCUUCCCCCCUACAAGAGCAAAAAAGACCUGAAACAGAAAUUGAUCAUUGGAAUUUCAAAUUCAGAAGGUUUUGGACUUGAGUAACCUAGAAGACUUGAAAUACAAUCUUUUAUAUGUAGCAUUCACUUCCCUCUUACUGUGCCUUUAGCCUUUUCAUGUUUCUGUCUCAACACUUUCACAAAGCUCACCAACUUUAAAUUAUUGAGUUUUUAAAAAAUCAAAUAUGAAGUAUGUUCAACAAAGGCAUAAUUUUGUAAAAACACAGAAAUUGCUUGAGUAAGGAAAAGUUCACAUGGCAGAGACAGGUAUGGUCCAGUUCCUCUUUUUUUAUAGCACUUUAUCAUUCUCUAUACAUAGUUUGUCACAGGCAUUCCACUGGGAAAGCAAAGUGCAGUGAAGAAUGAAUUUAUGGUAUCGUUGUACCCAGUGGCAGAUUGUACACUGCUAGCACACAGUAGCAAAACAAACAGCUACAUUAUCUUUAACAUAAGGCAUGUAGCCAUAUUUUCAUAUAGCGGUAAACAACACAGUAUCAUUGCAAAUACAGUUUACAGGGUUUUUUGAUAUACUGGCUUGGGACCUAUAAGAUUCUUUUCAGCUAUUGCUGAAAAGCAUGUAAAUAAUUACAUAAUAGCCUGAGAAUAAUGGGAUUUUGAUAGUGCCAUUUAUUGCUAAAGAUUUAUUUUUACAAAGUAAAUUCAGGGUUUUAGAUGUGUACACAGCUUUUACAUAUGUAUAAAGAUGAUUGUACAAGAGUAUUUUCAGACUAAUUGGAUUCAAGGUUAUAUUCUUGUAAGUGCUGUUUGUCUGCAUGCACACUGGCAGUAAACUAGUCACUUGUGUACUCUGUAAUAUUUGUAUAAUGAUCAUUUCUUCUUAAGGGUCAAGAUAUAAGAAAAGAAAUCAGAUCUAAAUAAUCAUUGAUGAAUUAUGUCAGUUACAAGCACAAAAAAAAUAACUGCUUUUAUAAAUAUUUUGAAUGAUGUACAAGACUUAUGUCUACAUUUUUUGCUCACCAGUUAUACCGAAACACUAAUUUUUGAAAAAGGUAGGUUAAAGCAUUUGACAAAAGUGAAUACAAUAAUAACAUUUGUGUCAAAAUGAUAUAACUUGGUAUAAAAAUAAAAUUCAAAGUUUUGGCCAAAAUGUUUGUUUUUCACUGGAUUCUGAAUAUAAUAAAUUCAAAGUACCCUUUUUUUUACCAUUUCUAAUAAAGUAGUAUGUAAAAAUAAACUUCAUUUUAAGUCAGACAGUACAUUUUUUUAAUUUACAGCAAAUGAAGCAGUUUUAUUAGCAUGUUAGAAAUAUUAGCAAACCAAGACUUCGCUACUAUACUUUGACAGCUUUCCUUCAGAAAACUCUGAAGUUAUAUUUGCAAUAAUAAUGAAACCAGCAUUUAGUACCAGCAUAUGGUUCAUGUGCAAAUAAUACUUUCCCCAAAAUCUUUCUGGGCUAGGCUAUUUUGUUGCUAUGCUUCCUGCACCCAACCAGCAGAAUUCUUCCAGGGUGAAGGAACUAAUCAGCUUGUUCUCCAACAGUUCGGAAGCCAACCCACCAAUCUUUGAGGAAAAGGAGUCACUUUGUUUACUAUUCUCUUGGAGAUGGAAGUGAUUCUGCUUUUCCACUUGGGUAUAUUAUUUCAAGAGUAUUUCUUCUUAAAAAUUUUGGAAAGACUAAGCGAGUAAAGGCAUCCUGGUUUUGUUUCAUUUUGUUCUGUUUGAAAUCUGUAUGCAAAUAAAACUGCUUCUCUCUUACACUGCUUGAAUUAGAAAAUCAGCUUUUUAAUGUAGGUUACCUCUUAUAAGCACAAGAGAAUCAUGUAUAAGAAACCAGAUUUAAGUGUUUUAAAUAAAAUAUAAACAGUUUUUAUUUGGUAGAGAUGACUCAUGGAAAAAUUGUGUUGGCUUGGUCUGCAUGUUUAAUGAUGUGCUUGUGUAUCCAUUGCUGUGUCACUUUUAAAUAAGAAGUCCACACAAGCAAGCCAAAUUUUUUAAUGACAAAGUCUAUAAAUAGAGAAUUUUUGUUAUCUGUUGUUAAGUUGAAAUUUAUAAUCAUUUAUCACAAAAUUGCACAUUGCCUUUAUUUAUGCUCUGUUUUUGGUUUACAGUGUAAUAAUACCUCAUUUAAAAAGUAAAAACCACUACUGUUACAUUUUGUUAAUUUAAAAAGCUAGAAAAUUCAUGUAGUUACUUUUUUACAUAUGUAAUCUGUUGAUGAAUUCCUGAUUUUUGUAUCUGCCAUAGUAAAUUAAAGCAUUACACAGUAUUUAUCAGUAUUUUUUAAAUGUCCUCUCCUUUUUUAAAAUCUUUGCUUAGUCAUAUUUUUGUCUGUAUGAUUAGAAGUUUUUAAGUCCUUUUUUGUACAAGUCUGUAUUAAAUUAAUUUCUAGAUGAAAUUUUUCAAAUAUUAAAAUUAUAUAGUCA
Molecule: messenger RNA, 5035 nt
Organism: Cebus imitator (Panamanian white-faced capuchin)
Lineage: Eukaryota; Metazoa; Chordata; Mammalia; Primates; Cebidae
Gene: HECTD2
Product: HECT domain E3 ubiquitin protein ligase 2
Exons: 21
Coding region: 688-2697 (669 amino acids)
Biological process (GO): protein polyubiquitination
Molecular function (GO): ubiquitin protein ligase activity
Source: RefSeq, a predicted model, not a curated record